AUGGCGGGAAAUGCGAGUAUUUUGGGUCGCCCUUCGACAAGAGCGAAUUCUUCGACGGAGGGAAGGUCGCGCGCUUUCCGCCGGAGAUUUUUGACAAAGGAGCAGCAUGCGGCGCGUGCUACUUCGUCUCCGUGGAGCAAGAUCGCCAAGGAUAAGGAUAAGAAGCCAGUGGAUUUCAAAUACGAACGCGCUCCGUGCAGCAACGGGACGAGCAUCGCGGUGCGGGUUCGCGACGGGUCCACCGAAGACGAGUUUAAGGUGCAGAUCUUGGGAACUGCCGGCCCCGGAAGCGUGGAGCGCGUUGAGGUGUCGAACGACGGGUCCACGUGGAAGGCGCUGGAAAAGCCUGACGUCAAGGUGACGUGGAAGAUCAAGGGCGAAAAGGCUUUGCUGCGCGCCAAGAAAGCGCUUUCGUUCCGCGUGACCGCGAGGGACACAAAGGAGCAGGUCGUUCUUAAAGACGUGCUCCCCGCGGAUUGGAAAGCCGCCACGACUUACAAGUCGAAGGACGUGAACUUCAAGAAGAAGGACGAGGCGGCGAAGCCAAACAAGGACGGGGUGAAGCCGGGCGCCGUGCGAGCAGCGGUGACUAAGGCGGUUAUAGCGGUAAAGAAGGUGAACGAGGUGCUCACCAAGGCCACCAACGCGGUCUUGGAGGCGCUUAAGCAGAUCGCGGCAACAGGAAUCGCCAAGAACGAAUCCUUACGGUCUAACUCGAUCAUGGCCGUCGACGCGUCGCCGAGAAGAGGCGGCGCGGAGGGGGGCGCGGCAGGCGCAGCGGAAGAAGAGGGGCGUGAGGACGAUGCUCUCGCCAGAGCAGACGAGGCUCGGAAGGCUGCCGAGGCUAAGAAGGCGCUUCGGGCGGCGAACCUGCGGCCGAAGCGGCUGGGCGCGAGCGGCGAGGGCAAGGUCCUGGAUUCGAGCAUCAAGCGCAACACGGCGGUGAUCCGACGGCUGAAACAGCUCAGCGAGGAUCAGAGGGAAACCAUCCUGGAUGAGGUGCGGGCAGUGAACAUGAGCAAGUACGUGUCGGAGGCGGUGGCAGCCAUAGCAGAGGCCAAGCUCAAGAUGGCCGAUAUCCCCGCUGCCGUGCAGGUCUGCUCGCUGCUGCACCAACGCUACGCAGACUUCUCCCCAGCGCUCAUCCCCACCCUCCUCCGCGUCCUCAUGCCCUCCGUGCCUUCCUCCAAACCAACCACCGGCACCAGCAGUGGCAGCAGCACCACCAUCACCAGCAGCUUGUUUUUCGACGAUGUAGACGGGAGUGCAGUUGGCGUGGGCGGAGCAGGGGGGGGAGUCAGCGGGGCAGGGUUGGCAGGAGCGGGAGCAGCGGGGGGAGGGGGCGCGGUGGCAGGGGCAGGCAGUGCAGGCACAGGGGCGAGCCUGUCUUCCAGAAUAUCCCGCAAGCGGAGUGUGUUUCGGCUGCUAGUGGAGCUGUUCUUAUGCGGAGUGUUCGGCGAUGCGAGUAUGAUUAUAGGCGUGGUGUACACAGACCUGCCGGUAACCGCCGAGCAGCGCAAGCAGCUGAACAAGCUGGUCUCCUCCUUCUUCGAGGCCCUAUGCGCGCUCGUGCAGAGCGAGCAGGGCGUGCUGCGCGGCAUGGAGCGCGAGAUAGCGCGCAUGACAGCGCAGCGAGGGGAGGUGGGCGAGGACGUCACGGGCGCGUAUGAGAAGAGCCGCAGGGGACUGGAGCAGCUGCUGCGCAACGCCAACGCCCUGGCAGACGCCCUGGACCGGCCACCUGUUGUGCUGCCAGAGGACGAGCACACCACCCACGUGGCAGGGGGCGCGGACAGCUCAGCAGGGGGCGCGGGAGGGGCGGGGGCGGACGGCGGGAAGAGAGAGCCUGAGCCUCUACCCCUGUGGGACGAUGAUGAGACGAGGGUGUUCUAUGAAGACCUUCCAGACUUGAAGUUGUUCGUGCCUGCUGUGCUGCUGGGUGAUGGGGGCGGGAAGGGCGGGAAGGGGGAUGGCGAGGAGAAGGAGAGUGAGGAGGGCGAGGGGAAGGAGGAGAAGGAGAAGGGGAAGGAGAAGGGAAAAGAGAAGGACAAGGAUGAGAAAGAGAAGGGGAAAGAGAAAGAGAAGGAGAGUGAGAAGGAGAAGGAGAAGGUGAAGGGGGUGGAGGCGGCGAAGCUAGACGACUUGCUGCAGCGCCUGCCGUCUUGUGUCAGCCGAGACCUCAUCGACCAACUCGCCGUGGACUUCUGCUACGUGAACAGCAAGGCGAGCAGGCGCAGGCUGGUGCGGGCACUCUUUGCAGUGCCGCGCACGGCGCUGCAGCUGCUGCCGUACCACGCGCGCCUCACCGCCACGCUGGGGCAGUACAUGCGGGAUGUGGGGCCCGCACUGGUGCACCUGCUGGAAGAGGAGUUUGCAGCUCUCAAGAGCAAGAAGGAUCAAAUCAACAUAGAGUCCAAGAUGCGCAACAUCCGCUUCCUGGGCGAGCUCGCCAAGUUCAAGGUGGCGCCGCCAAGCCUCAUCUUCAGCUGCCUCAAGUCGUGCCUAGAGGAUUUCUCCCACCACAGCAUUGACGUGGCGUGUGCGCUGCUCGAGACUUGCGGGGCCUUCCUCUCCCGCCACCCCGACACCAAGGUGCGCAUGGGCAACAUGCUGGACAUCAUUCAGCGGCUCAAGAACGCGCGCAGCUUUGACGCGCACCACUCCACACUCAUUGACAACGCCUACUUCCUCUGCCGCCCUCCUGACCGCGUCGCCAAGGUCAUCAAGACACGCCCUCCGCUGCACCAGUACAUCCGCAAGCUGCUCUACGCUGACCUCAGCAAGUCCACGGUCGAGAAGGUUCUGCGGCAGCUGAGGAAGCUUCCGUGGAGCGAGUGCGAGGGGUACGUGGUGCGGUGUCUGGUGAAGGCCCACCGCGCGCGCUUCAACCAGAUCCACCUCCUCGCCUCGCUCGUUGCUGCUCUCUCCAGAUUCAGAGAAUCCGUUGGGGUGGCCGUGGUUGAUCAGCUGAUGGAGGACAUUCGGUUGGGGCUGGAGGCCCCGGACGGCACGCACCAGCAGCGGCGCAUCACAGCGCUGCGCUUCCUGGGCGAGCUCUACAGCUACCGCGUCGUGGACUCGCACCUCGUCUUCGACACACUGCACCUGCUGCUCUUCUUCGGCUGCGACACGCCUGAGGUGGGGUGGUAA
Molecule: messenger RNA, 3150 nt
Organism: Closterium sp. Yama58-4
Lineage: Eukaryota; Viridiplantae; Streptophyta; Zygnematophyceae; Desmidiales; Closteriaceae
Source: the annotation of a GenBank genome assembly